AAACUCUUAGCAACCCAGCAAAUAGCUUAACCAACCAGUGCAAUGUCAGAGACGGACCCAAAAUCUGUGCAGGACCUAACUGGGGUGGUCCAGACUUUGCUUCAGCAGAUGCAGGAUAAAUUCCAGACAAUGUCAGACCAGAUAAUUGGGAGAAUUGAUGAGAUGAGUACUCGUAUCGAUGACCUGGAGAAGAACAUUGCUGACCUCAUGACUCAGGCUGGUGUUGAGGAGAUAGAGGGAGAAAACAAGGUCAAGGAAGAUCAGGGUUCUGCUUGAAGGUUGCCAAGUAACUGAGAUGAAGGGGACUAGGCAGCAAGCAUUUCCAAGAGUUCUUUGUUUCUUUUCUUCUUUUUUUCUAUCAUUUGUUGCUGUGUUGGAAAGAUGUUUUAUAUUCCGAGUGAUUUUAACUCUUGUAAUAACAGACAGUAUUAAUAACAGCUAAAAUGUUUUCUUGUUACAAUUUUUUUAAACACAACUAAAAUAGCCCAAUAACGGACUCAGGUGUUAACUUGCCAAUUACAACACCAAUAAUUUUCCAUUGUAUAUGCAUUAACCACUAUUAAAUUGAUUUCCUACAGAG
Messenger RNA from Hypomesus transpacificus, 580 nucleotides. Its product is annotated as heat shock factor-binding protein 1. Gene Ontology annotation, biological process: cellular heat acclimation. Gene Ontology annotation, molecular function: transcription corepressor activity. Gene Ontology annotation, cellular component: nucleus; cytosol. Lineage: Eukaryota; Metazoa; Chordata; Actinopteri; Osmeriformes; Osmeridae. The coding region runs from base 43 to 276 and encodes 77 amino acids. The transcript is spliced from 4 exons. The record is from RefSeq and is a predicted model, not a curated record.